Trachymyrmex cornetzi is the source of this 2594-nucleotide messenger RNA. RefSeq names its product nucleolar protein 12. Bases 168 to 2192 code for a protein of 674 amino acids. Gene Ontology annotation, cellular component: nucleus. Lineage: Eukaryota; Metazoa; Arthropoda; Insecta; Hymenoptera; Formicidae. Gene Ontology annotation, molecular function: RNA binding. The record is from RefSeq and is a predicted model, not a curated record. The transcript has 4 exons.
CUUGACCCUUGGAUUGGAUGUCGCAUUCUUUCCAUUUCUUUCGACAACAGGCAACGAAACAGACGUACGAACGGCACGAAUACCGAUUCGAAUUGAUCGAGGUGUUUUCGAAAAAUCGAAGUUUUUUGAUUAGCGGAGGAAGAAAACUAUUGUUAUAGAAAGAAAAAAUGGGUAAGGCAAAGGCAUUGAAGCAUAAUGCAAAUAAAGGAAAACAGCAGUUGCAUGAAAUAAAAGGUGGUUCUAUAAAGAAGAACAAAGAUUCCAAAUUCAAAAAUACACCCAAAGGUAAGGUAGCUUUAAUCAACAAUUCAAUAGAAAUUUCUCGAAAGCUUUCCCCAAAAGUCUCCUCUGGAAAUAAAUCUUCAGAUCAAGAGCUUGCUCCAAAUAAAAACAAGAUUUCGAAGAAAUAUUGGGAUCAAAAGGCUUCUCCAAGUGGUAAUGCAGUAGCGAAGCAAUCAAAACAAGAUUUUCCAAAUAAAAAACAAAAUUUCAAGCAAAGCACAAACUCAAGCAAAGCACAAAAAAUUGGUAAGAAGACUUUCAACUCUAAAAAGAUGGAAAAGCAAUUGGAUAAAUCUAAUUCUAACACCAUUGAAAGUGAGGAUGAUAGUUCAAAUAAAUCAGAUGAAACAUCUGAAAGCGAUUCAGAUAUCCCAGAUAUUUUUGACAGGAGCUUAAAAGAAUCAGAUGAUGAAGAUGAAGAUUAUGAAGAGGAAAAAGAAGACACGGAUAAUGAUGAUGUCUCUGAUGAAGAAGAGAUGGACGAUGAUGACAGUGAUGAAGAAGAGAUGAGUGAGUGUAAAGGUGUAACAAUGUUUAAAGGUUUACAAUCUAAAACCAAGAAAAAUAAGAAAGGUCAAAAGGAGGAUGAUGAAGUUGAAAGUAAUGAAAAUACAACUGAGAGUGAUGAAGAUGAUGACGAGGAUGAUACAGAUGAAGAUGAAGAUAAAGACAUGGAAAAGCAGAAAAAGAAAGAUGAUCACAUUGAAAAACCUAAGAUUAGAAUUAUCAAAAAUUACGCUGAAUUCGAUUCUACUGUAUUGGAAAAUUCCGAUUCAGAUGACUAUUCCAAUGAUACUACUGAUUAUAGCGAUGACGAGGAUGCAGAAUUAGGUACAAAAGUACUUUUGGAGCAAACUAUUGCAGACGACGAUGAAGAUGAAGAUUUUAAUGAAGAAGAUAAAGAUACUAGUGAUGAAGACGAUAUUAGUAGUGAAGAAGACAGUGAGAAUGAUGAUGUAAAAAGGGAAGCCAAUGAAAAUGAGAACAGUAUUAUGAAAAAAUUUAACUUAACACUUAACGAGAGAGACGAUCUAGCAAAAAGAAUUGUUGUCAUUGAUAAUAUUCCAAAAACAACGUCUGUUGACGAGAUAAUAAAACUGUGUGAGGAAAAUGGAAAAAUCGAGUUAUUUAAAGCAAGACCUUAUCCAGCAUUCUUUCUUAAUUCACAAGAACAGAAGUAUGUAGGAGUUUUGGAAUGGCUAAAUAAGGAUUAUCCACAUCUAGAAACAUACUCAGCAAAUGUCCUAUAUUUUAAACCAUCAGACGCUUGGAAAGCAAUGAAGCUUAUGCAUGGAACGAAGAUCGAUGGAAAUUUUUUAAAUGUAGUAACUGCUGAUAAAAGUGAACUAGAGCCUGAGCAUGCUGUAUAUAUAACAAAUAUAAAAAGUACAAUGCCUGACAAUUUUAUAUGGGAAAUAUUUAAACGAUGUGGAACUAUAGACCGUAUGCGAAACGUACGUGAUCCGGUAACGGGGCUAAGUAGAGGAUUUGGUUACGUCUCCUUUUUUGAUACGGUCUCUGCAAAGAUAGCUCUUGAUUAUAACAAUGAAAAAUUUCAUGGAUGGCGAAUUAAAGUGGUACCAUAUCCCUAUCAUGAGAAUACAUCUGUUGAAAGUUUGAUAGGAGAAAUGCAGCGAAAGAAUCAAGCAAUUCUUGAUUAUGGACAGCGAACUCUUGAUAAUCGAUCAUCAAAAAAGUUUAAGAAGAGUUCGGGAGAACCUGCUAAUGUUGAAUCUGAAAGAAACGUUAAGAAGCAUAAAAAGCAAGAGGGAGAUAAAAAAACGUUUACUGCAUUUCAAGGUCAAAUGGUCGAGUUAAAAAAUAAAAAUAAGAAAAACAAACUUGAUAAGAAAAAGAAGAAAAUGGCAGAAAAGCUUGUAGCCAAAUCUAAAAAGACUAAAAAAAAUUAAGUUAAUAUUAUCGUAUUUUAUGAAUUCUUAGACAUACUUAUUACGUAAUUUUUUAAAUGAUUUUUUAUAAUCAAAGAUAUUUUUCGAACGUUCAUUUAAUUUUAAAAGAAGUAUUGGCAUUGUAAUGAAGGAUUAUAAUCUGUAGAAAUUUAAUAUCGUCAUAUAUUUCAUGGUUUGAUUAGAUAAUUGCGAAUUUUUAUUUUCAAAAAUAUGUUGAUACACAUGUUUGUUUAAUACUGAAGAAAAAAAAUAGAUAUUGACAAUGUUACAAGGGAUACUACAGUUCUCAUUAAAACUGAUCACACAUAGAUGUAAACGAGAAUACCUCCAAUGUAUUAUACCUCCUCACAUGCUGUUAUAAUGUAACUGCCACUGCUUUUUAAUAAAUAACAUUUGACAAGA